UUACAAAACAAAAACACAAUUCGUUCAUGUCGUUUCCAGGAUCCAGCGGCGUCUUUGUAAACGAGCUCUCGAGGUUUGACUUGCCAUAGACGCUUUGUGCUACCUGGUUGAAAAGCACCGCGCUGACACAGACGAAGAUGGAAAGAAUGAUCAGAGGAAGGGAAACAGCCGCCGCUCGUCCAGUCAGCCCGGAGAGAGAGCGGCGAACCAACGAGCCACCCGACGCACGUGACCUGCUCUCUAUGAACUAGUCCUGCACGUUGGAGCCGUCAUAUCUGCUGUGACUCGCUCCAGCGAGGGCUGCUGUGUGGAAGAUGGGGCUACAGGCGGAGAAGCUGAAGAGAAUGGGCUUCCUGGCUGUUUCUCUGCUCUGCUCUGUGUGCAAAACCCACGGAGAUGAGGUUUCUCACAUAGAGUCUUUCCAAGCCGUGGAGCUAGGAGAGCCAGUUACUAUUACUUGUUGGAUUUCUAAUCCUGGGAGACAGCGAGUCUGGUACAAACUCACCCCAGACAGGAGGCUGCAGACAGUGGCCUCAACAGAUACUCUCUACAACGUGACCACCUUUAAAGCACCUCUCCGUUACGCAGUCAGGUAUGAGCAUCUCACCAGCCACCUCACUAUAACUUCAACCACGUGGGAAGACGCUGGCACAUACUUCUGUGGAGUGAUGAACUUAUAUGACAUUGAGUUUGGAAAAGGAACCUUUCUGUUGAUAAAAGGAGCAAACGUGAACAGUCACUCUGUCGUCCAGCAGCCACAGAGCGAGUCAGUGCUUUUAGGAGGUUCUGUGACUCUCAGCUGUUCUGUUCACGCCAAUCACUGCACAAAGGAACAAACUCGCAUCAUGUGGCUGAAAAGCGCCAACCACAGCGAUGUGGAACUCAUUCACUCCUUUGAAGAUGUGAACAUCUCCUGCCACAGGACUGACAUGAGCUCUGCAAGCUGUGUGCACAACGUUCUCCUGAGGAACCUCGGCGCUGGUGAUGCUGGAACCUACUACUGUGCCGUGAACUCAUGUGGACGGGUCCAGUUUGGAAGCGGGACCAGGGUCAUUGUUUUGUUGAUUAAUGAAGAACUUGCUUUCAAUAAUUUACCUAAUCUGAGUCCAACUGUUGUUGCACUGGUGCUGUCGAACGUUCUUCUGGGGGUGAUGACGCUUCUUCUUCUGUGGUCAUGUUUCAAGAACAAGACGGCUCCAGCAGCAGCCCAACCCAGCGAUGGAUCCUCUGGAGGCUGUGAGACUGAAGUUGUGUAUGCAGCUGUGUGUGCAGCUUCCAGAAGCUCCUCUUGUCAACCAGCUCCUGUCAAACAGGAUGAUGACUCAGCAACUUAUUCAGACAUCAAGCACUGAAUAUUGUACAUAUAUGUUUUGGAUAUUAUUCAUAACUGAUUGCUGACUUGCCGAUAUUGCAGAUAUAUGAACAAACAUAAUGCACAUAACAACAAUAAAAUAAAAUAUUAUAGUGUUCAAUGUCUGAAUACAUA
Messenger RNA from Betta splendens (Siamese fighting fish), 1486 nucleotides. RefSeq lists its product as uncharacterized. NCBI's taxonomy places the organism in Eukaryota, Metazoa, Chordata, Actinopteri, Anabantiformes, Osphronemidae. The transcript is spliced from 5 exons. Gene Ontology annotation, biological process: response to bacterium. The record is from RefSeq and is a predicted model, not a curated record. Bases 315 to 1352 code for a protein of 345 amino acids.